GAAGAAGGAAAACAGAACAAGACUACAAUACACAUCAUGAAGACAGAAGUCUCUCAUAAUCAGAGUCUGAAAAAAUCCAGGCUCCUGUUAUGUUUGUCUAGCAGUAAUUAUGGAAGUAAAGGGAAGAGGACUUCGGUAAUAUCCCAUCCUGGGGUCCCAUUAGUGGGACUGAUUUUGUUGGCGACCUUUCCUUUUGGAGCUAGCAUCAAGCAGAGUGUCCCGAGGGUCAAACUCAGCCACAGAGAAUUAAUGCAGGCUAGCAGUGUAUCUCUGUUUCUGGGCCCGGUCGACGGCCUGCACUCCCACUCGCUGCUGUUGGAUGAGGAGAGGGGUCGUCUCUUGUUGGGAGCGAGGGAUCACGUCUACCUUCUUGACCCCGACAAUCUGGCCAAAGCCCCAAGAAAGAUCCACUGGCCUGCUCAGAGGGACAGAGUGGAAACAUGCAAACUGGCUGGCAAAAAUGCAAAUCAGGAAUGUGCUAACUUUAUCAGAGUCCUCCACAAUUACAACCAAACACAUGUCUAUGCCUGUGGGACGGGAGCCUUCCACCCGACCUGUGCUUUCAUUCAAACCACUGGCCGCAGAGAGGAUGGUGUGUUCCAGCUGCUGUCUAAUACAGUUGAGUCUGGCAGGUUAAAAUGUCCCUUUGAUCCCAUGCAGCAGUUUACCUCAGUCCUCUCAGAUCAGUACCUGUAUGUGGGCACAUCCUCAGAUUUCCUGGGAAAAGACACAACAUUCACACGCUCCCUCGGGCCUCCACCUGACCAGCACUACAUACGCACUGACAUCUCCGAAGACUACUGGAUCAAUGAGGCCAGGUUUAUUUCUGCUCAUCCUAUUGCUGACACGUACAAUCCAGAUGACGAUAAGAUAUACUUUUUCUUCCGCGAGGUGUCAUGGGAGGGCAAUGACAAGAGCAUCCUGUCCCGAGUGGCUCGUGUGUGUAAGAAUGAUGGUGGAGGGCUGAGGAGUCUCACCAAUAAAUGGACAACCUUUCUCAAAGCCAGGCUUGUGUGUUCUGUCCCUGGACCAGAUGGUGUGGACACACACUUUGAUGAGCUCCAGGACAUAUUUCUGCUCACCACCAGAGAUGACAAAAAUCCAGUAAUAUACGCAGUCUUCACCACUUCCAGUUCUAUUUUCCGUGGCUCAGCAGUAUGUGUGUACAGCAUGGCAGACAUAAGGGCUGCUUUUAACGGACCUUACGCCCACAAGGAGGGGCCCGAUCACCGAUGGACAGAGUACGAGGGGAGAAUACCAUAUCCCCGUCCUGGAACGUGUCCCAGCAAGACGUAUGAUCCGAGGAUUAAGACCACUAAAGACUUCCCGGAUGACGUCAUCAGCUUCAUUCGAUACCACCCUCUGAUGUUCCGUUCUGUGUACCCUCUGACCGGAAGGCCUGUGUUCACACGGGUCCGAGUAGACUACACUCUGACUCAUAUCGUGGUGGACAGAGUUUUGGCAGAUGAUGGGCAGUAUGAGGUCAUGUUUCUGGGAACAGAUGCUGGCUCAGUUCUGAAGGUUGUUAGUAUCACUCAAGAAAACUGGUCAACAGAAGAAGUGAUCCUUGAGGAGCUCCAGGUUUUCCAGGGUUCUUCGCCCAUUCUGAGUAUGGAGAUAUCUUCCAAACAGAAACAGCUGUACGUUGGAUCGAAUGAGGGCUUGGCCCAGGUUUCACUCAGCAGAUGUCACCUGUACGGUCAGGCUUGUGCAGAAUGCUGCCUGGCACGAGACCCCUACUGUGCCUGGGACGGACACACAUGCUCUCAAUACAUCCCUGCAUAUAAGAGGAGAGCCAGAAGGCAGGACAUCAAGCAUGGAGACCCAGCGAGCCAGUGCUGGGACACACAAGACAGUCUUGGCGGAGGACAAGUGGAGGACAAAGUUAUCUUUGGAGUUGAGAGCAACUCCUCCUUCCUCGAGUGUAUCCCCAAAUCCCAACAAGCACAGAUCCGGUGGUACAUCCAAAGACCUGGAACUGAUCACAGGGAAGAGGUCCGACUGGAUGAUCGUGUCGUACGCAUAGAUCGAGGACUUCUGAUUCGCAGGCUCCACACUUCUGAUGCCGGCGUGUACAUCUGUGUGGCUCAGGAGCACACGCACUUCACCUAUACCCUCCUCCGCAUCACGCUACAGCUCGUGACACAUGGACAACUUGACAGAAAAGUCAGGCUCAGCGAAGACCCCCCAGCGGAGUCACACCAUGGAGCAGAGUCCCGUCAGCGCUACAAAGACUACAUGAGGGUCAUGAGUGCUCCCUUCCGCUCCCUGGAAGAGUACUGCGAUUCACUAUGGCUGAAUAAAAGGUCGUCGAGGGUGCGUGGACGGGUUUUAGGAACCGGGAAAUGGAAACACAUUCAGGAAAUAAAGAAGAGCAGGAACAGGAGACACCACAGAGAAAGGGAGGAAGAGAAGAUUGUGCGAGAGCAGUGA
This is a messenger RNA of Menidia menidia (Atlantic silverside), 2433 nucleotides long. The record is from the annotation of a GenBank genome assembly. Lineage: Eukaryota; Metazoa; Chordata; Actinopteri; Atheriniformes; Atherinopsidae.